UGCUGCUUCUGCUUGAACUGUUCUGUUUUCUCACCUUAAAAGAAUAACCUAGCUGGUAUACACAGAUCCAUCCUAUACUGGCGAAGGUCCAAAGUUCCAUUAUAAUCUGCUGAUCACGGUGACGGAGUCUCUGAUCAGUCACUAUAGCUGUGACUAUAAAUACAGAAAAAUUAAAAAAUGGAGGAGAGCGGGAGCCCUGCGACUGACGACCACAACAAACAUCUUGGCCCAGUGACGAUUCACGUCGACUAUGCCAAGAGCAUUGUGGGAAUACUUAAAGUUGUCGCUAUAGCUCUGUCCUUACUGGCCUUUUUAUGUGUAACCGCCGGAGACUGGAGGCUCUGCCAAUCUUUCGGCCCACCCAGGUUUUUCCAGUUUGUCACCAUGAGCGCAUUCUGGGCAACCAUCUUUCUCUACUUUAUCUAUCUGGUGGGGCUCGAUAAAGUCAUUCGAUUCAUUAACUGGCAAUUGACGGAACUCAUAUGGUGUGCUGUUGAUGGCGUGUUAUUCCUCCUAUCCUCGGCCAUACUGGCAGCUAACACCUGCUACAGCGGCUCCAUGGCAGCCGGUGCGGCGUUUGGAUUUUUCGUGAUGGUUGCCUUUGGAUUAAAUGGGUUUUUAGUUUUCCGAGAAUUCAAAGAAAGAGUGGUGUUGUCCGAUUCAAGCAACGCUGCAUCGCCCGCGGCACCAGAAUACAGUCCGGAGGGAAAAUACUAAACCAGUGAAUAAGCUCGUUAUAUUUGCUGCCAAUCGCGUUAUCUUUCGCAUAAGACAAUUUGAAGUUUACUGACACACCCACAAAUUCACGCCAUUCCUCCUCUUAGACUAUCAUACAGCAUAGUAAACUACCACAAAGAAGCCACAUCAUAAUUACUACGGCUGUUUCACUGUAAAUAUUUUCUCAGAUUAAAGCAAAAUAAUACAUAAAGCCAGGUAUGCAGUAAUGUUUUGCAGCCGUUAUUCCGCUAUCUGCAUGAAUAGUCAAGUAGUGUUUAUAUACUCAUGUGUGUAUGUCUUACCUAUGUCUUUAGUCUCGGCCUUGUUUCACAACGUAAAAACACACCAAACUGACUGUAACACAUGGUACAUCAGACUGACCGUAACACAUGGUAUACCAUAUUGACCGUAACACAUGGUAUAUCAUACUGACUGUGACACAUGACAUAUCAUACUGACCUUAACACAGGGUAUACCAUACUGACCGUAACACAUGACACAUCAUACUGACCGUAACACAUGGUAUACCAUACUGACGGUUACACAUGAUACACAUCAUACUGACCGUAACACAUGGUAUACCAUACUGACCGUAACACAUGACAUACCACACUGACCGUAAGACAUGACACAUCAUACUGACCGUGACAAAUGGUAUACCAUACUGACCGUAAGACAUGAUAUACCAUACUGACUGUAACACAUGACAUGUCAUACUGACCGUAACACAUGGUAUACCAUACUGACGGUUACACAUGAUACACAUCAUACUGACCGUAAGACAUGACACAUCAUACUGACCGUAACACAUGGUAAACCAUACUGACGGUUACACAUAAUACAUGACACAUCAUGAGACAUGACACAUCAUACUGACCGUAACCCAUGACAUACCAUACCGACCGUAACACAUGAUACAUCAUACUGACCGUAACACAUGAUAUACUAUACUGACCGUAACACACUCCCUCCAUUUCUUCGGAGAAUCGAAUGGGUGACAUGACAAGAUUAAUCUAAUCUAUCUAAUUAGUAAGCUUAAGACUUUGAUUCAACCAAUAUAUAAUAUAGCAUUUCAUGUCUGUGUUAGUUUAUCUGUAUAACUAUAUGUUUAAUAACUGAAAGAUUACUAGCUCAGAAAAGGCGUUCAGUAUUGAGAACUUAAUACCACUGAACCAUAAUGGGAUAACGUACAACCCGAUUCAAACAUCUAUAAAAGCAUGAAUAUAGGCUUAUAUCCGCCUGUGUAAUUCAUACAUAGUAAUACAUACAUAUUUUAACGG
Messenger RNA from Liolophura sinensis, 1997 nucleotides. Its product is annotated as CKLF-like MARVEL transmembrane domain-containing protein 4. The transcript is spliced from 5 exons. Gene Ontology annotation, cellular component: membrane. NCBI's taxonomy places the organism in Eukaryota, Metazoa, Mollusca, Polyplacophora, Chitonida, Chitonidae. The record is from RefSeq and is a predicted model, not a curated record. Bases 178 to 717 code for a protein of 179 amino acids.